AUGCUAGUUCAACUCGACGAAAUCUUGACUGGCUGGACGACAGACCAAAAGCUAGAGUUCAACCAAAUGCCUCUUCGUCUCGCCGGCUCGGAACCCUGUCUGUUCUACUCUGUUCUCGCCACCGCUUCUGUUAUGAUGCCCCCAGGUCUUGUGAAUCCAGGAAUACCACGGUGGCUAUCAGCACGUACCGUCGAAUGCAUCAACCAGGUUCUUCAAGAUCCCAAACGCGCAUACAGCGACGCCGCAAUCUUGACUGUGAACAUGGUAGCGCUCUUCGAGGGUUGUAGCGGUCACGGAGCUGCCGCUGCUGAACAUCAACCCAUACUCCGCCGCAUGGUCGACGAACGCGGAGGAUUGACCAGCAUCGCCCGCAAGGACAACGAAGACUCGAAAAAUCUGGUCAGAUUCAUAGCUUGGGCGGAUAGGGUCAUCAGAUGUCAAACUGGCAAUCCUUUGAUGUUUGAGGAUUUCAAAGAAGAGGAGAGUGUCACCAAGACAGACUGGAAUGGCAUCUGGGCGAGAAUGGAAAGGAGGGUCGAGGAGAACAAUCCGCAGCCAAUCGAGGAGCUGCCUGAUUGCUGA
This is a messenger RNA of Aureobasidium melanogenum CBS 110374, 582 nucleotides long. RefSeq lists its product as uncharacterized. Lineage: Eukaryota; Fungi; Ascomycota; Dothideomycetes; Dothideales; Saccotheciaceae. The transcript has a single exon. Bases 1 to 582 code for a protein of 193 amino acids. The record is from RefSeq and is a predicted model, not a curated record.